Messenger RNA from Caenorhabditis bovis, 1320 nucleotides. The record is from the annotation of a GenBank genome assembly. NCBI's taxonomy places the organism in Eukaryota, Metazoa, Nematoda, Chromadorea, Rhabditida, Rhabditidae.
AUGCUGCCUUCAGGCUUGAUUUUGCGAUGUACGAGCUGGAGCAGUUGGAGCUUGAGAGCGUUGAGCACCGCCGCCGAAUUGAAGCAGAAGCCCGACAAGGUGAAGCGGAUUGAGCGGCCCAAAGUGUUUGAGCUUGAUGGCCGCAAAUUUGAGACCGAUGAUGCUUGGAAUUUGUCGCCGGCGGUUCGACGUCUUCUCGAUCGACGACUCCUUUCCGAAGAAUCGAAUCCGCUCAAUUUAUUGAAGAGAAGAAUUAUCAAUUAUGUGCAUAGAACGUAUAGGAAGUCGGGCAAUCGUUCGCCAAUCUUCACGAUCUGCGAGAACGAGCCGCGUGUGGUGACCAACUUUCAGAAUUUCGAUUCGCUCCUCACACCCGCCGAUCAUGUGUCAAGACGACCCUCCGACACCUAUUAUGUGAAUGAAUCGCAUUGCCUGCGGGCGCACACAUCGGCCCAUCAGCACUCGCUCAUGCAAUCGGGUCUCGACGCGUUUCUCGUCAUUGGCGACGUUUAUCGUCGUGAUGAGGUCGAUCGAACGCAUUAUCCGUGCUUUCAUCAGGAAUUGAUGGGCAAAAAAAUCGCUGACGGCGAGAACUGCGAGUUAUUCGCGAGUAAUCGCCAACCGCGAACCGCCGACAAACAAGAGGCUCACACGAUCGACGCGACGAAGGCACUCGAGAUUCAGCUCAAGCAGUUUUUGGAGCAACUCUGCGAUGAGCUUUUCGGGAGAAAUUGCGAGAAGCGAUGGGUCGACGCGUAUUUUCCAUUCACUCAUCCCUCGUACGAGCUUGAGGUUUUCUACAACAAUCAAUGGCUCGAGGUGCUCGGCUGCGGUAUAAUGGAGCAGAAGCUUCUCGAAUCGGCUGGUGUUGAGGAGAAAGUCGGUUGGGCGUUCGGCAUUGGUCUCGAGCGAAUUGCGAUGGUCUUGUACGGAAUACCGGACAUUCGCCUAUUCUGGACGAGAGAUUCGGGAUUCGUCUCGCAAUUUGCUGGCAAAUCGCCGGAGGACGCGGUGACUUAUAAGGCGAUCAGCGCCCAUCCGCAAGUCAUUUUCGACGUCUCGUUCUUUUUGCCGGAUCAAGUGGAAUUCAAUGAUAUGACGUCGGAUGUGUAUGACACGAUUCGCACGGUUGGCGGGGAGCUCGUCGAGCAGGUGAAAUUGACUGAUGAGUUUGAGAAUAAAAAGAAGAACAAGAAAAGUCAAACGUAUCGGAUUGUGUACAGAUCGCAUGAGAAGGCGCUGACCAAAGAAGAGGUCAACGUAAUCCAUAAAAGGAUCGAGGCGAGUCUCGCGGAGAACUUCAACGUGACGCUUCGAUGA